Hyaloscypha bicolor E is the source of this 1089-nucleotide messenger RNA. RefSeq lists its product as uncharacterized. The record is from RefSeq and is a predicted model, not a curated record. The transcript has a single exon. The annotation marks the transcript as partial. Lineage: Eukaryota; Fungi; Ascomycota; Leotiomycetes; Helotiales; Hyaloscyphaceae.
UAAACGGACCAAAAAGAAGUUGAAAAAAUGGGCAGGUGGGAGUGAGCCUAUCCUUGCUGCCUUUUUUUUUCUUUGAACGGGGCGAUGCUCUACAGAAGUCACGGGAAGGGUUACUGCGAAGUCUUCUUUACCAGAUUCUGUCCCGGAGGCGGGACUUGAUACCGCUUGUGUUCGAUUCGAAUCAAGAGGGCCGAGAGCAUCCGAUACCCUUACCACAAAUGACUUGGCCAGCGCUCAAAAAAGCAUUCGCCCAGGUUUUGGAGAAGAUACCCGAUUCGACUAAGAUCUGCUUGUUUGUGGACGGACUGGAUGAGUAUCGCAUGAUGGACCGAGAGAAGGAUUAUGGGCAAGACGAGAUGCACUUACUCUCUUUCGGGACCAACGAUGACUUCAAAGCCUACCCCGAAGGAAAUUGGAUACGCGAUGGACACCAAGAAAUUGCCUCAAUCUUUCAGAACAUCAAGAAGUCGAAUGUAAAGAUAUGUGUUGCGAGUCGAGAGCUGGCUCCCUUCGAAGCAGCAUUUGCAACUACCCCUCGACUGCGAAUCCACGAACUUACGAAGGCGGAUAUUCACAAUUACGUCUAUUCUCGGCUUAUGGGAGAGGGAAGGGAAUACUUCUACGACGCUGAUGAAAUGAAAGAGAUCGCUGAUACGGUUGUUAAACACGCUGAAGGGGUAUUCUUGUGGGUUCGACUUGUGGUAGAAGAACUGAGAAAAGGGCAAGAUGACGGAGACCGGAUUGAAGACCUCUGUGCAAAGCUUAUAAAGUUACCAAAAACCCUUGGUGGAAGAGACGGGCUUUACAUGCGGAUGGUUGACAUGUCGCCGUCCAGAGAUGAAGCCAUCAAGCUUUUCCAGCUUGUUCUUUAUCACAGAAACCCCCCAGAUCUCGACGUACUUUUCUAUGCAGCCGACGACUUGUACGAAUCAGAUAACUCGAUAAUGAACUUCUUUAAUGAUCAAAAGAGUUUGGCGCUUUCAGCGGAAAUCCAAAACGACAGACAUCUGCGUGCAGUGAAGCAAGAGGUCAAAUUCUUCACCAUUGAACAGACGAAGCGGAACCUGGAUCAAUUAGAGCGGAGACUAA